Epinephelus moara (kelp grouper) is the source of this 5251-nucleotide messenger RNA. RefSeq names its product zinc finger, FYVE domain containing 1 (gene zfyve1). The transcript is spliced from 13 exons. Gene Ontology annotation, molecular function: metal ion binding. The record is from RefSeq and is a predicted model, not a curated record. NCBI's taxonomy places the organism in Eukaryota, Metazoa, Chordata, Actinopteri, Perciformes, Serranidae. The coding region runs from base 307 to 2646 and encodes 779 amino acids.
UGCAUUGCGCUCGUGUGACUUUUGAACUCUGGAUAAAAACAAGCCGAUCAGCUGAUGUAAAGGCAACAACAUCUACAGGGGUCUGACACAGAAUAGCUCAGCUAGCUAACUUUCUCCACAACGUUAGCCAUAUGUGGCAGCGGGCGCUAUGCUCCUAGACCGUGUACGUGUCAGCUCGUAACUUAGACCGUGUCGCGGCGGCAGUGAGGACAGUCGUCGUCGGUCGGACCGGGUAGCUUCUGCUAGGUCAGUGGAUUGAAGCUUGUUUGGUCCCCUCACAGUCACUCUCCUCCUGUCAGGUGUGAGAUGAGUGGUCAAGGUCCAGCUUCAGAUAAAGGCAUGAACUUCACACUGGGCUGUCAGGAGAGCUACGCCUGCGGGGGUUCAGAUGAGGCCGCCUUUGAGUGUGAUGAAUGUGGCAGCCUGCAGUGUGCCCGCUGCGAGCUGGAGCUGCACCGCCAGGAGCGGAUGAGGAAUCACGACCGGGUUCGGAUUGCACCGGGCCACGUUCCUUUCUGCGACUCGUGCAAAGGUGACAGCAGCUGCUCCGUCAACGGCGGUCGGCUCAGGGCGGUGGUGCGCUGCCAGGGCUGUAAGAUCAACCUGUGUUUGGACUGCCAGAAACGCACCCACAGCGGAGUCAACAAGAGGAAGCACCCUCUGACACCCUACCCCCCUGCCAGAGCUCCCCAGGACAACAGCGUGAGUGAGGGGGAGUCACAGAUGGAGCUGCUGAAGGCAGAGCUGGAGAGGGUGUGCAGCUUCCUUUUGGUGGAUGAGAGGGAGGAGAUGCAGGUGAAGGAUGAGGACGACUUUGUGAGCAGACUGGGCUGCAUGCCAGACGAGCUCCUCAAAGUGGUCUCCAUCUUUGGGAACACCGGCGAGGGCAAGUCUCACACCCUGAACCACACGUUCUUCCUCGGCCGAGAAGUGUUCAAGACCUCACCCACCCAGGAGUCCUGCACUGUGGGUGUCUGGGCAGCCAUGGACCCUGUGCACCGCGUAGUGGUCAUCGACACAGAAGGACUGCUGGGAGCUGGAGCUAAUCAGGGCCAGCGGACCCGGCUGCUCCUCAAAGUCCUGGCUAUCUGCGACGUGGUCAUCUACCGAACCCAUGCCGACCGUCUCCAUGACGAUCUCUUCAAGUUCCUGGGUGACGCGUCAGAUGCCUACCUGAAACAUUUCACCAAGGAGCUGAAGGCAACGACCACCCGCUGUGGUCUCGAUGUCCCGUUGUCCACUCUGGGCCCUGCUGUGAUCAUCUUCCAUGAGACCGUCCACACCAAGCUGCUAGGAUCAGACAAACCGUCUGAAUCGGCCGAGCGUCUUCUCCAGGAGCGUUUCAGGAAGCUUGGUCUGUUUCCAGAAGCAUUCAGCUCCAUCCAGUACCGCGGAACUCGGACCUACAACCCUCCCACAGACUUCAGCGGUCUUCUGCGCAGCCUGGAGCAACAGCUGGACAACAACACCACCCGCUCGCCACGCUCUGCCAGCGUCAUCUACAAGGCUCUGCAGGCUCUGAGCGAACGCUUCAGUGGGGAGAUUUCAGACGAGCACAUGACCAGCAACUCGUUCUUUCCAGAUGAGUACUUCACCUGCUCCAGCCUCUGUCUCAGCUGUGGUUCAGGCUGUAAGAGAAGCAUGAAUCACCUGAAGGAAGGACUUGACCACGAAGCCAAACAUCGCUGCCGCUACUCUGCACAGUAUGACAACCGCAUCUACACCUGCAAGGCCUGCUAUGAAGGAGGGAAGGAGGUAAUCGUGGUUCCCAAAACGACGGCCUCGUCUGACUCACCGUGGUUUGGCUUGGCCAUCUAUGCUUGGUCUGGGUAUGUAAUCGAGUGCCCCAACUGUGCAGUGAUCUACAGAAGCAGGCAGUACUGGUAUGGAAACCAGGAUCCAGUGGAAACAGUGGUCAGAACAGAGAUCCAGCACAUCUGGCCUGGGUCUGACGGUUUCUUGAAAGACAACAACAACGCCGCCCAGAGGUUGCUGGAUGGAGUCAAAUACAUUUCUCAGUCAGUGUCUGAACUCAGCGUCAAGCCUGCCAAAGCAGUCACCUCCUGGCUUACCGACCAGAUCGCUCCUGCCUACUGGAAACCCAACUCUCUUAUCCUGAAUUGCCAUAAAUGUGGGGAGGAGUUCCAGCCCAACGACACCAAGCACCACUGUCGUGCCUGUGGAGAGGGCUUCUGUGACUCCUGCUCCUCAAAAACCCGGCCUGUCCCAGAGAGGGGCUGGGGCCUCGCGCCCGUCCGAGUCUGCGACGCAUGUUUCCACAACAGAGGAAUCCCAACUGAGUUACUGGAUGCUGCCUUGGAGGAGGAAGGAGGCACCCUGAUAGCCAGGAAGGUUGGGGAGGCGGUCCAGAACACUUUAGGAGCUGUAGUCGGCGCCAUUGACAUACCUCUCGGCCUGGUGAAGGACGCCGCUCGUCCAGCCUACUGGGUCCCAGACCAGGACAUCCACUCCUGCAACGAGUGCCAGAGGGAGUUCUCCCCACGUCUCUCCAUCCACCACUGCCGCGCCUGCGGCCAGGGAGUGUGUGACGACUGCUCUCAGGAGCGACGCGCCGUCCCCUCCCGCGGCUGGGACCACCCGGUGAGGGUCUGCAGCGGCUGCAACCAGAAAGCUGGGGAGCUCUAGCAGGACGAGGAGAUGGAGACGGUGAAGGAUACUGGCCUCUACGAAAACUGGAAUUGACAACAUUUUUUGACAUUUGGCUAAAAGGCUUCAGUUCCCUUUUUGUCUCUUACGUGGCAUUUAAUGGCUGCCACUAGACUGUCCGUGGCAGGUUGAACUCUGUUUUUUUUAACGCCGUUCUCACGUCACAUCAGUCCCCUGAUGCUAUUUCACUAUAAUAUGCCUCUAUUUUACACUGUGAAGAAUACAGUCAGAGUGAGACUUGAAAAUCAGGAAGGUGGAGAGAUAAAAACUUUUAUGAGAGUGAGUAUUGUACGUGCUUGCUCACAGUUGAGUUCAGGUAAAUAUCAAUGUACCCCCGUGAUCCUUUAAAUUUCUAUAUCGAUGCACAUGAACCCCUUCGACAAUCCCUCCCAGUGUGACACACCUGUACUAUUAGCACCUUUUCUAGUCUGGGGCUACAUGUGAUUUAAUAAUAGUACUGACUGAGCAUCUUAAACUGACUUCAGGUAAGCACUCUCAUUGUAAGACUGUUUCUGCAGGAGCCCUGGAUGUAGAGUUCAGGGCCGGCUUCAAACGCAACAACGGAAAAUCUGAAAAACAAUCCACCACAAUUAAUUUGGUGGAUGAUGUGCAGUUAUUUUCCUCUGCUUCAGCCCCGCAAAGCUUUAGCUUCUCUGCCACUCUUUGGCUUCAGGAGGAUUAGAACAAUCAGAAGCCAAUGAUGUACUGUAGCACCGAGAUGCAUUCCAAUUUAUAUAAUUACGUCUUACAUAAUCCCUCCAUACUCUGUGGUUGUUUGUGCAUUCAAAUGGGCAGACGAUAAUAGAAGAGCCUUAAAGGGGAACCGCAAUGUUUUUCAACCUAAGCCCUGUUUUCUCGUGUUUUGUGUCAAAGUGACUCAUGGGAACAACGAUUUUUUAAAUUGCUCCAAUACUGAGAGAGAGGGCUGCAGCUGGAGCAGCACAGGCGGCUACGAUUUAACCACUUUUAGGAGGUGCGCCCCGUCAAUUUACAUCCAUUAAAAGUGCUUGUUUUUGCCACUGACAGGCUCAGCUUGUUAUUAACAAUAGCUAUGUUUCCAUCCAAAAGUGAUUUGAAUCAUUGGGAAAUGCGCAUUAAAAGAAAUACUAAUCCUGUGUGUUUCCAUUAAAUGUACGGACUUUGGCAAAAACUACGAACUCGCGCGAGUUUUCCGCAGAACCGGAAACAAAACAAGUCUCGCAUUCUUCUUCUACGUUUUCUGGCGGUUGGCAACCAGCUUGUAAAUGGCAUGUGCAGGUAUACAGUUUAGUCCCCUGUUAUUUUUGCUGCAUGUGUUUUUCCACAGCAGGGCAGGUAACAGAAGUUUACCUGUUGGAGGUGAGCUGUUUGCAGAGGUGCAGUAAGAGCCUGUUGUCUGCAGCUCUUCAUCAACAUCUCUCUGCCUUUACUCUUCCUCCCUGGCCUUUAUUGAAGAAAAGCUGCUAACAAAGUUUCGCUAAUUCAGUGAUAAACACAUUUUAUUUCCUGUAGAUUCUUCACAAUAAAAGUCCCCCAUCAUUUUGUUAUGUGAAAACUUUUAUUGUGAAGCAGCAAAAUAAGGAAAUGUAAAGUUUUCGAGCAGCGAGAUUUGAGCUGAUUUUGACAAUGUGACAAAGCCCACAAGAUUUCAGAACUUUUUCUUUAGCGAGACUUGAACACACAACAGAUCGGAUCAAGCGAAAGCUAUGAAAAACAUUUCAUUUCUCAGUUGGGUCCUUUCUGUAAGGUUUUCAGACACUCAUAGUAACAAUUUGAGCCUGUCAGUGACAAAAACAAACUCUUUCAAUAGACGUAAAUUGACGUGCACACCUGCCCUCAGAGGUCACACUGCAGCCUGUUUUCGCUGCUGUCUGCUUCAGCGCGCUCUCAAUACUGGACCGAUUUCAAGAACUGUCUCUAUUCGUCACUUAGACACGAAAACAAUGGAAAAUAAGGUCCAGGUUGAGAAAUACUCGUUCUCCUUUAAUAAUGCUGUUUGCAUUGACUUUAAAUUUUACAUAGAAUAUAUACAUAUAUGGGGAAAAGUUUACUUUAAUAGGAAAAUUUUUAAAUGGCCUCGCUUUGUUUUUAAAAUGGUAGAACUACUAUGUGCUAACAAGACAAAUGUGACUGCAGUGGGAUGACAUGCAGCAGCUCUCACAGAGUGGCUGGCUCACAGUAGCAAUAUGGUACAGUUAAAGACUUGAAACCAUCUUUGAGGCUGGCCCCUCAAAACAGGAGAUACUUAGAGGAGUAAUCCAUUACUCUGUCAACUCAGGCUGUGUAGCUAGUUAGUUAGGAGCACCACGUGAGAAAGAGACUGUACUGUACAAUUAUCUGACAAAUAUAACACAUGAUGAUGCAGUCAGGCUUCGACUGAAGGCUGUGAGGUCUGACUGCAGUGAUGGUUAACCUGGGAUUAUUUUCAGUGACUGACUGGGAGAGUUGGUUCGGUUACAAUUUCAAUAAGCUGAAAUAACACGUUGAACUAUGUGGUCACCGUCCCGCUCUCGGAGAGACGUGUUCAAUAAAUAUCACAUGGAACAAAUCAAUACCUUAAUGUUCAUGUACGCUCAUACAGUAUGUAUUAAACUGCAGAAACUCA